AUUAUGGACAACCCUUUGGAAAAGGUGAUGUCAUAGGCUGCUUUUUGGACAUGGAUUCUAAUCCUGUCACCAUGUCAUUUAGUGUGAAUGGGAGGAAUUUUGGGAAGUGCUACGAAGUGUCUCAUCGUAGCCUACAAGGAAAAGCUUUGUUUCCUCACAUCUUGACCAAGAAUUGUACUUUCAAGGUGAACUUUGGGUCAGAGCAUCCGUCGUUCCGGCUCAAGUCAAGAUAUAGAUUUGUUGGUCAGAUCCCUCUGGAGGAGAGGGUGUUGGGGUCACAGGGGCCUCAGACACGACAGAAUUCUGAAGUACAGCCAUACCCCUACAUACAAAAGUCCCUACAUAAGAAAAAUCCAGGUUACGAAGGCAAAGAUGAAGAAUUUUUUGCUCCCGUGUACGAAAAUAAUUCAGGUCGCAAAAGGGUGCACUGCAAAGUCCGAGAUUCGCCUGGGCCACCGAGAGCAACUUUAAAACUCGCGCGCCGCCAGCUCGGUAGACUCACCACCAUCCUCCCGCAUGGAAAGAAGAGGAUGCUUUCUAUGGAGACAAAGAUGGAGAUAAUCAAGAAGUAUGAGGCUGGCAUGCGGUUGAGUGUGAUUGCUAAGGAAUACAGCCGAAAUCCGUCGACAAUAGGCACCAUUCUUAAGCAGAAGGAAGCCAUCAAAGCAGCUACACCUUCCAAGGGCGUGACUAUUUUUUCCAACAAGAGGAGCCAUGUGCAUGACAAGAUGGAAAGGCUGCUUCUCGUAUGGGUUGAGGACAAGGAAAUCGCUGGCGAUACGAUAACCGAGAUGGCAAUCUGCCAGAAGGCCAGCGCCAUAUUCGGUGAUCUGAGUGCUCAGGCUGAAGACGUUGCAGGAGAAGGGAAAUCGAAGGCAACCCCAGACUUCAAGGCUUCUCACGGUUGGUUUGAGAAAUUUCGUAAACGAACUGGCAUCCAUUCGGUGGUGCGGCAUGGGGAGGCUGCCAGCUCGGACACGAAAGUGGUCCAAGCCUUUGUUAAGACGUUCAACAAGAUGAUAACCAAGGAAGGCUACAGUUCUCAGCAAGUCUUCAACUGUGACGAGACUGGCCUUUUUUGGAAAAAAAUGCCUAGUCGGACGUAUAUUACUGAGGAAGAGAAGAAGCUACCCGGGCAUAAGCCUAUGAAAGACAGGCUUACGCUUGCACUUUGUUCUAAUGCCAGUGGGGAUUGUAAGGUGAAGCCCCUACUUGUCUAUCAUUCUGAGACUCCUCGAGCCUUCAUGGCCCACAAAGUGCUAAAGGAGAAGCUUCCAGUGAUGUGGAGGGCUAAUGCGAAAACCUGGGUAACAAGACUUUUGUUCACCGAGUGGGUAAAUCUGUGUUUCGGCCCGACAGUGAAGAAAUUUUUGGAAGAGAAGCGCCUUCCUCUGAAAUGUCUGCUUGUGUUGGACAAUGCCACUGCUCACCCUCCUGGCCUCGAGGAAGAUAUCCUAGCGGAGUAUUCUUUCAUCAAGGUUCUUUAUCUUCCACCUAACACCACCCAUCUCCUCCAGCCCAUGGAACAGCAAGUGAUACUGAACUUUAAGACGCUGUAUACAAAACAUCUUUUCAAAAGAUGUUUCGACAUCACCGAUACCACAAACCUCCCCCUGCGUGAAUUUUGGAAGAAGCAUUUCAAUAUCAUGAUAUGCAUCCGACUCAUCGAUCAAGCUUGGCAGGAGGUUUCGAGGCAAACCUUGAAUUCUUCGUGGAGAAAACUCUGGCCUGAUGCCGUAUCUGCCCGAGGCUUCAAGGCAUUUAACGUGGGCAAAGCUGAUGUAGAUUCAGAAACGGUUGACGAUCCUGAAACUGUUUCGCAACCAGAUCUUGACGAGAUCGUUGCACUCGGCAAGUCCAUGGGGCUGGUUGUCAAUGAGGAUGACAUCAAUGACCUUCUCCGGGAGCACCAAGAGGAGCUUACGACGGAUGACCUGAAGGAGUUGGAGGCCCUGCAACAUAACGUCAUUCAAGAAGAGUUCUCUAGCAGCGGUGAGGAGGAGGAGGAGGAGGACCCUAUGACAACAGCAGAAAUUAAGGAUGUUCUAGCUGCUUUUCAUAAAGUGCAAUCAUUUGUAGAAAAGAGACACCCCAAAAAGGCUUACACAGGUCGUAUGCUUGUGCAGUUCAAUGACGUUUGCCUGAGUCGUUUCAGGAACAUUGUCAAAAGCAGGCAGAAGCAAUCUUCCUUGGAUAGUUAUUUUUUAAAGAGACCUUUCGUAGUAAGCAAACAGGAAGGUCCAAGUGAUACGGAAAAACAGAAAAUUGAAAGUGGUGAAGAAAUUGAAAUUUUGUAAAAAUGUAAAAAUCAGUAAAAGGCAAAAAAAAAAAUAAUAAUAAUAAAUAAAUAAAUAAAUAAAUACAGGUAGUCGUCUACUUACGACGGCAUUAGGUUCUGGCAGAGCUGUCGUAAAUUGAUCUUGUCAUAAGUCGACGAACCCCAUAGCCUGUGUACAUGUAUUCUAUACCUACGAACCACAUAGCCUAUGUACUUUGUAUUCUGUACCUACCACAUACUAUCUAUCAUAUAUUAUAUCCAAAGUAUGCACUGUAUACUGUCUUUCUUUCAGCAUAUUGAAUAAAUUGAAUCAUGUUUGGGCUGUCUUUUUGUCCUUUUUACCAUAUUCAAACACAUGCGUGUACAUGUACGUAUUUGUUCAUUUGCAUUUUCAUUGACAACUUACUAGCCUACAUAUACAUUUUAUAUCAUCCCAAAAAUGUGCAUGUAUAGUACCUAUUAUUACAUUUAGCAUAUGAAAUCUUAUCAUGCUCGAACUCCUUGAUUAAUACUUAAUUUUAUUACUGUAUUUAACAUUUUUAUUGUAGGCAUUCAGACCAUCUGUCUGGUCUGUUUACAUUUUCUUAUCCGCCAUUUGCAUUGACAAUCGGCUACACGUAUUAUAUACUUUUAUUUAUUUAUAGGUUUGAAUUAAAUACAUAAUUUGUUAUUACAUUUGAUUUAUUUGCAAAACAGAAAUACAAAAUGAAUUACAAAAAUACGAAUCUUACCAUUUUCGAACAAAAUUUUACUUCUGAAAAUAUAAAACAAAAAAUAGUCUGCUGUUUUCUCUAGCGACCGUUUGUACUGUUGCCAACACGUCUAUGUACGUAGUAAUACACAAAGUUUUAUUUAACAGUAAAUUAUUUUUUCUUUAUAAUUGCAGGCAAACUACAGUAAUGCAUAGAUAGAAUUGAUUUACAGUACAGAAAAAACAUGAACAUACAGAAAAAAUAAAAAUUACGAAACAUUUGAAAUUUGAAAAAAAAAAAAAAAAAAAAUUAUUUUCUGC
Molecule: messenger RNA, 3290 nt
Organism: Macrobrachium nipponense
Lineage: Eukaryota; Metazoa; Arthropoda; Malacostraca; Decapoda; Palaemonidae
Product: tigger transposable element-derived protein 1-like
Exons: 3
Coding region: 51-2297 (748 amino acids)
Cellular component (GO): nucleus
Molecular function (GO): DNA binding
Source: RefSeq, a predicted model, not a curated record